Messenger RNA from Gastrolobium bilobum, 612 nucleotides. RefSeq names its product cyclin-U4-1-like. Gene Ontology annotation, biological process: regulation of cyclin-dependent protein serine/threonine kinase activity. The coding region runs from base 1 to 612 and encodes 203 amino acids. The record is from RefSeq and is a predicted model, not a curated record. Gene Ontology annotation, molecular function: protein kinase binding. Lineage: Eukaryota; Viridiplantae; Streptophyta; Magnoliopsida; Fabales; Fabaceae. The transcript is spliced from 2 exons.
AUGGGAGAGGUGGAGAGCCCAAGUGUAAUGCCAAAGGUUAUAACUUUCCUCUCCUCCAUGCUUGAAAGGGUAGCUGAAUCAAAUGAUCAUAAGCAGAAGCUCCAACACCAGAAGAUCUCUGUCUUCCACGGCUUAACUCGACCCAACAUCUCAAUUCAAAGCUACCUUGAGAGAAUUUUCAAUUACGCCAAUUGUAGUCCAUGUUGUUUCAUUGUUGCUUAUGUCUACCUCGAUCGUUUCACUCAAAGACAACCUUCCUUGCCUAUCAAUUCCUUCAAUGUGCACCGUUUAUUGAUCACAAGCGUCUUGGUAGCUGCAAAAUUCAUGGAUGACAUGAACUACAAUAAUGCUUACUAUGCAAAAGUUGGGGGAAUCACCAAAAUAGAGAUGAAUCUUCUUGAGCUGGAUUUCCUGUUUGGUUUAGGUUUUCAUUUAAAUGUAACCCCUGGCACCUUCGAAGCCUACUGUGUCCAUCUCCAAAGAGAAAUGUUGUUGAUGCAACCUCUAAAUUUUGCAGAUUCUAGUUUAAGUUUAGGAAAAUCACUAAAGGCCCACUUAUGUUUCAAUGAGGAUGAAUCUUCCCAUCAAAAGCAACAACAGCUAGCUGUUUGA